UUCGUCGUGAAUAUCGGUGAGAAGGAGUCGGUGUCUGAGUUGAAGAAGGUUAUCAAGACGAAGAAAGCCGCAAAAACGAAAGACGUUGACGAUCCCGACAACCUGCAGAUCUUCCUGGCGAAGACGGAACUUCCGUGCUUCGCAUCAACGACGCCGCCUUCCGUCACGGAAGGCGGUCAGUGGCUCUCGUCGAAGGACCCCGAUGUGGAUUUGCUGCUAAGUGGGGCCAUUCCCGAGCGAGUGAAGAAGACGUACCUGAACAAACAACUGAACGCAGGCGUCGAAAUUGACCACGUAUUUGGAGGUGCUUCGCCGUCCAAGACAAUCCACGUGCUCAUGAAGAUUCCAAAG
This is a messenger RNA of Phytophthora sojae, 351 nucleotides long. RefSeq lists its product as hypothetical. The annotation marks the transcript as partial. NCBI's taxonomy places the organism in Eukaryota, Oomycota, Peronosporomycetes, Peronosporales, Peronosporaceae. The record is from RefSeq and is a predicted model, not a curated record. The transcript has a single exon.